AUGGAUUCCAAAGAAGUAGCUACUAAGCCACAUGCUCUUUGCAUUCCAGUUCCUGCUCAAAGUCAUAUAAAGGCAAUGCUUAAAUUUGCAAAGCUCCUCCACCACAGAGGUUUUCAUAUAACCUUCGUUAACACAGAAUUUAAUCACAAGCGCUUUCUUAGAUCUCUAGGACCCAAUUCCCUUGAUGGCUUGCCUGAUUUUCAAUUCGAAGCCAUCCCGGAUAGCCUUCCGGAUUCAGAUGAAGAUGCCACACAAGAUGUCACCUUGCUUUGUGAAUCCGUCAGAAAACAAAAUUUAUUGGCUCCCUUUCUUGCCCUCCUUGCAAAACUCAACAAUGAUGCCAUAUCAACAUCCAGCAAUCCUCCUGUGACUUGCAUAGUUUCAGAUGGUUUCAUGUCCACGUUCACAAUCACAGCUGCUGAAAAAAUCGGAGUCCCUAUAGUGCUGUUCUACACUAUAGCUGCCUGCAGCUUCAUGGGAUUUAAACAAAUUCGUGCUUUGGUCGAAAAAGGACUUGCACCACUCAAAGAUGAGAGCUGUUUGACAAAUGGCUUCUUGGACAAGGUAAUAGAUUGGAUUCCAGGAAUGAAAGGUAUUCGUUUGAGGGAUCUGCCGGCAAAUUUUCGAACUACAGAUCCCAAUGACUUCGUGUUUAACUUGUCCUUGGAAUCAAUUGAAAGAGUUCAUAAAGCUUCAGCAGUUGUGCUUCAUACUUUUGACGCAUUGGAGCCAGAUGUUUUGAAUGCUUUGUCAUCUAUGCUUCCACUUGUUUAUGCCAUUGGGCCUGACCAAUUACUUCUCAAUCAAUUACCAGAAGACCCUUUGAAGCAUAUUAGAUACAGUUUAUGGAAAGAAGAAACUGAAUGCCUUGAAUGGCUAAAAUCCAAGGCACCAAAUUCAGUUGUGUAUGUGAAUUUCGGCAGCAUAGCAGUACUGACACCACAACAACUUGUUGAGUUUGGAUGGGGACUUGCAAAUAGUAAGCUUCCUUUCUUUUGGGUGAUUAGGCCUGAUUUGGUUGUUGGUGAAUCAGCAAUUUUGCCACCUGAGUUUGUAGCUGAAACAAAGGAAAGAGGUCUAAUAGCAAGUUGGUGCCCACAAGAGCAAGUCCUUAACGACCCAUCCGUCGGAGGUUUUUUGACACACGGCGGUUGGAAUUCAAUCAUUGAGAGUUUGUGCGCAGGAGUGCCUAUGCUUUGUUGGCCAUUCUUUGCAGACCAACAAACAAACUGUUACUAUGUUUGCAAUGAUUGGGGAAUUGGGUUGGAGAUCAACAAUGAUGUCAAGAGAGACCAAGUAGAGAAGCUUGUUAAAGAAUUAAUGGAGGGAGAGAAGGGUAAGAAAAUGAAAAAUAAGGUCAUGGAGUGGAAGAAAAUAGCAGAAGAAGCCACCAGUCCACAUGGUUCUUCAUCCACAAACUUAGACAAUUUAGUGAAUCAAGUGCUCUUAAGAAAAACCUAG
Molecule: messenger RNA, 1461 nt
Organism: Prunus armeniaca (apricot)
Lineage: Eukaryota; Viridiplantae; Streptophyta; Magnoliopsida; Rosales; Rosaceae
Source: the annotation of a GenBank genome assembly